GCUCCAUGGCAAUUAUCUCCGACCCGCUUCCGAUCCUGCGCCCCGGGCCCAGUUCCGGUCCGUCCGGGUACUGGUCCUAUCGGAAUCGGAAGCACGGUCCUGUGAUUGAGAUCUCCCCGACUCAUCCUUGCCGCCCCUCGGAUACCGAGACUCAUGACAUCUGCUCCCACUCCAGCAACGGCGCCCGGAGGGACUGCUCCGUCUGGAGUCGCCGGCAUGGCCCGUCGUAGCGACGAGGAACCAGAUGUCUUCGACCCGUCGCUCAUGCCAUCUAUCAUCCCGUGGAUAGCAUCUAUCGUAGACAGCUUGAGCGAGGCAAGCCGAGACAGCUCGAGUCUCUUUGUUGCAAGGGGGAACGGAGACGUCACGAAUGGAGACCCCAACGGUGCCCGGGCUCCAAGAGCAGCCUGUGAUUCAGCAUCAACAGCGCUGGCCUCAGGCCCAUCUCACUCAGCCGAUCCAUCCAUUCUCCGUCCUUCUGUGCCGGCCCCUCAAGAUCGAUCCGAUGGUCCUUCCAUCGCCCUGGGUCAAGUCUCGGACGACGAUACAUCCCUCUAUGAUUUUCUCUUCUCCUCCUCGGCCACCGGUAGCGGAGGCGGUCUGCUAGGCUCCUCAUCCGGGGGUCAGCCCUCGGAGCUGAGCGUGAGGAUACUCAGAGAAGCGAGGGAAUUGAGAGACGUCUAUCGGGCUGCAGAGAAGGCGAUUGCUGGCGUCUGGAGGAGAUGAAGAGGAAAGAGCAAGGGCAGCAGCAUCUCAUUGAGCUGGCUACAAAUAGACGUUUUGAUUGUGGGUGCAGGGUAACACAAGAGGAGGACUAAAGAGCAGAGGCCCCAAAGAGGCAAGACCGACAGUCAAUGACCUGUACAGUACCAUAACGAAAGCGUCCACGUCUGUUCUUCUAUCAACGCGAUUCCAGUUCCUUUUCCGAUUUGUGACUCUUCCCCACCACUGCUCAGCGCUCUGUCUUGGGCCG
Microstroma glucosiphilum is the source of this 973-nucleotide messenger RNA. RefSeq lists its product as hypothetical. The record is from RefSeq and is a predicted model, not a curated record. NCBI's taxonomy places the organism in Eukaryota, Fungi, Basidiomycota, Exobasidiomycetes, Microstromatales, Microstromataceae. The transcript has 3 exons. The coding region runs from base 154 to 726 and encodes 190 amino acids.